AUGUCUCGCCUCAAGGAAUCCAAGCAAGCUGGACGCAGAUUACUGCUCAACUACAUUGAUGCCGUGGCUGCUGUGAACCCUACCAAAGUAGUCUUCACCCAGAUCAUCUCCUUUGAUCCACCAGUUCAAUACGACCUCACGUAUCAGGAGCUGGCGAGCAUCGUCAACCGUCAGGCCUGGUGGCUGGCUGAGUGUCUUCAUGGGAAAGCCAGAGACGUCACCAUCGCCUACGUGGGCCCCAGCGAUGCUAGGCACCUGAUUCUGUCUCUCGCUGCAGUGAGGGCCGGUUCGAGGCUGCUACUACUAUCCCCACGGAACAGUGUUGCAAUCCAUGAGCAUCUCAUAAAGGAGACCCAGAGUGCCGCAAUCCUAUAUGAUUCCUCAUUCUCAACCGCGAUCACUGAGUUGACCUCCCUCAGCCAGAUAACUGCCGUGCAAGCUCCAGGGCUCGUGGACCUUCUUUCAGACACCACGCUUGCGAACGAAUAUCCCUAUGGGGAUACCUUUAAGGAUGCGUCAGACAAGCCACUUGUGGUUUUCCAUACCAGCGGCUCUACGGGGAUGCCCAAGCCUGUGACCUUUGUCCACUCCGCCCUGGCAGCUGUCGACAGUUUACGGGAACUAUACUCAGAGGACUCCUACCGCGUUAGUGUUCAUCGGGUCAUAGAUGCUGUGGAAGCCACCUACAACGGGUGUCCCCUCUUCCAUACUGCUGGUUUCGUCGUGAGCUUUUUCCUCGUAUUUAGUGGCUGCGUCACGGUCAUUGGACCCCCCGACCAACCCUCCAGUCCUCAGAUGUUCAAGCAAAUAUUGCACUCAACGCACACCCAGGGCGCGUUGCUGCCGCCUCUUGUAAUCGAUCAGAUCGCAGAGGAGCCCGCCAUGGUUGAGGAAGCUGCUAAGCUCAAGUUCCUCACAUACGGAGGUGGUUCCGUCAGCCGCGCAGCGGGUGACCUGCUCUCUAAGAGAACCAACCUGAUCAAUGUUCUUGGUAGUAGCGAGUGUGGGCUUAUUGGCGCAUAUAUGACCGAACCAGAGCACUGGGACUGGUUUCACUUCGCCGAGAAAGAGAUGGGAAUCAAGUGGGAGCCCGUAGAUGAAGCCAAGGAGAAGCCUGAGUUCUUUGAGAUGGUUCUUCGCCGCGAGGAGCUCCCCCAGAAGCAGGCAGUUUUCGCAAACUUCCCAGACUUGGACGAAUGGCACAUGCGGGAUAUCUUCUAUAGACACCCCACGAUUCCAUACUACUACAAGUACCAAAGUCGAAAGGAUGACGUUAUUGUCUUCUCGACCGGUGAAAAGACGAACCCCAUCGACGUGGAAGCAGGAAUCAAUUCGCUCCCAGGGGUAGCGGCCAGCCUAGUGGUUGGGCAUAAGCGGCCGUACCCUGUUCUUUUGGUUGAAUUGGCAGCUUCUGCAACAGUGGACGAUACCCUACCAGACAUACAUAGAGUGCUGGAAGAGCUCAACAAGCUGAGCAUGAAAUACGCGCAGAUCCACCGCGGUGACGUCCUCUUCGCCGAGCCGGAGAAGCCCUUCGUUCGCACUCCUAAAGGGACGAUAAACCGCAGCCAGACCAACAAACUGUAUGCAGAGGAGAUUGAAGCUCUAUACAGCUCGGCCACAGAGAUCCCAGAUCAGGCACUCCAAGCUCGGCUGGAUCCAUCAACUGAUGAAACCCUCACAGAGAGUAUCGCGGCUAUGGUCGGCGACCUCACGGAGGUCAAAGACCUAGGCAUCAGUGAUGACUUCUUCGCAAGUGGUUUAGACUCGCGUCAGGUACAGAUACUGGCGGCAACAUUGGCUCGAUCUUUGCCAGACCAGAAAGAUGUCCUGUUCCUACGCAAUGCAGUGUACAUGAAUCCGACUGCGAGUGGAUUGGUGAACUAUAUCCGCCGUAACGCUACGGAGGAUGUAUCAGCAACUCUUGAUGCUCUAUUCGAGAAGUAUGAAGCUAUUCGUGCCUUGGCAUAUCCAGUAACUAACGAACCUCUCCUCGGCCUCCACGAAGAAGCCUAUACACACCUUGUCUCAACCGUCACAGAAGUGAUUCAUUGCCAAUGGCCAGUCACGUUCAACCUCCCGCUCGCCCUCUUUGAGCCCCAGUUUGCCGGUAUCGUCAAUCUCGUUCAGCUAGCUUAUGACUCACAGCAGAACGCCCGCAUCAUUUUUCUCUCCUCAAUCGCUACCAUCCAGGGCUGGGAUAAGGGUACGCCUGUCCCGGAGGCACCGCUUGAUUUGAUCAAAUACACCCAAGGCGGGUACGGACAGAGCAAGAUGCUUGCGAGCAAACUGCUCGGCCAGGCGGUUGCUACAAGCGGUGUUCAUUCUGCAGUCUGCCGAGUCGGCCAGGUGGGCGGGCCUAUUCAUGGGGACGGUAAAUGGCCUGAGCGCGAUUGGUUCCCGACUCUCCUGCGUGCGUCUGAAGUCAUGGGCGUCUUGCCGAAUUCCAUAGGACACUUCGACGACGUAGACUGGCUCCCUGUUGACUCUCUGUCCGCGGCCCUCGUCACACUCGCACUCGACCUGGACGAUCUAGAUACAGAGCAAACAGGACCCAAGACUAACAAAGGAGCAGCAUAUUACCACUUUACCAACCCCUCCGUCUCUUCAUACCCAGAGCUCAUCCCGGCAAUUACACGCCAUUUAGCAAAUGGAACGUCCACCAUGAAGCUUGAACUCGUCGACACCCUCGCUGAGUGGACCGAGCGGCUAGCUGCCUGGACGCCAACGAGCAAUGGCACUGACUCCGGCGAGUCGAAGGCCGUGGAGUCAUAUAUGACCGCAGCCACAGCCUUAUUGGAGUUCUACCAGGGUUUGGCGAGUAACCUGGACCAACCGAAUGUGAUGCUCGAUACGACCUUGACGACAGGGAAGAUUCCUUAUUUGACGACCGUUGGUGCCGUCAAUGAAUCUUGGAUCGAGCUCUGGUUGGAUCAGUGGGGGUUUAGGAAAUAGAUUGGCUUUAGAGUUCCUGAAUCUCAGCCAAGAUUGAGCGUUGGGAUCGGAGACUGUAGAGAAUUUAGGCAACAAAUUACCAGGCACUAUCUUGGGAACGAGGAAGAAAAUAUAGGUCCCUAUCCGUUCGG
Messenger RNA from Aspergillus nidulans FGSC A4, 3086 nucleotides. RefSeq lists its product as uncharacterized. The record is from RefSeq and is a predicted model, not a curated record. The transcript is spliced from 6 exons. Bases 1 to 2955 code for a protein of 984 amino acids. NCBI's taxonomy places the organism in Eukaryota, Fungi, Ascomycota, Eurotiomycetes, Eurotiales, Aspergillaceae.